Messenger RNA from Abrus precatorius (Indian licorice), 1621 nucleotides. Its product is annotated as V-type proton ATPase subunit C-like. Gene Ontology annotation, molecular function: proton-transporting ATPase activity, rotational mechanism. Gene Ontology annotation, biological process: proton transmembrane transport. The transcript is spliced from 11 exons. Lineage: Eukaryota; Viridiplantae; Streptophyta; Magnoliopsida; Fabales; Fabaceae. Bases 129 to 1259 code for a protein of 376 amino acids. Gene Ontology annotation, cellular component: vacuolar proton-transporting V-type ATPase, V1 domain. The record is from RefSeq and is a predicted model, not a curated record.
AUUUCUGGGGUCCCUAUAUGUCCAAGAAGUGCGAUUUCCAUAUUAGCUCAGCACAGACAAACAUUGUCUUUGUGUCUACAUUUUAAUUUUCCAGUGUGAUCAGAACCUGAGAAAGAGAGAGAGGUCCAAUGGCGACCAGAUACUGGGUAGUGUCUCUUCCCGUCCAAAAUUCUGCAUCAACACUCUGGAACCAAUUGCAGGAGCAAAUCUCCAAACACUCUUUCGACACUCCUCUUUACAGAUUCAACAUUCCGAAUCUCCGCGUCGGAACCCUGGACUCUCUCCUCUCUCUCAGCGACGAUCUCGUCAAGUCGAACAGUUUCAUGGAGGGAGUGUCGCACAAGAUCCGGCGGCAGAUUGAGGAGUUGGAGAGGGUUUCGGGCGUGGUGAGCAGUGGUUUGACGGUGGAUGGAGUCCCCGUUGAUUCUUACUUGACGAGAUUCGUUUGGGAUGAGGCCAAGUACCCGACUAUGUCGCCUUUGAAGGAGAUCGUGGAUAGCAUUCAUGGUCAAGUGUCAAAGAUUGAGGAUGAUCUCAAGGUUCGUGUUUCUGAGUAUAACAAUAUCCGCAGUCAGCUUAAUGCCAUCAACCGCAAGCAAAGUGGAAGCUUAGCUGUCCGAGAUCUUUCUGGAUUAGUUAAACCUGAGGAUAUUAUAACUUCAGAACAUUUAACCACCCUUCUUGCAAUUGUUCCCAAGUACUCACAGAAGGAUUGGCUCUCAAGCUAUGAAACACUGACCACCUACGUGGUCCCCAGGUCUUCCAAGAAGUUGUAUGAGGAUAAUGAGUAUGCACUUUAUACUGUAACACUCUUCAGUCGUGUUGCAGACAAUUUUAGAACCAGUUCACGAGAAAAGGGGUUCCAAAUUCGUGAUUUUGAAUACAGUCCAGAAUCACAUGAGAGUCGGAAACAGGAGUUGGAGAAAUUGAUGGGAGAUCAGGAAAGUCUGAGGGGUUCUCUGUUGCAAUGGUGUUAUACUAGUUACGGAGAGGUUUUCAGCUCCUGGAUGCACUUCUGUGCUGUACGUGUUUUCACUGAGAGCAUUCUGAGAUAUGGUUUGCCACCAUCUUUCUUGGCAUGUGUUUUAGCUCCAUCAGUCAAAGCUGAGAAGAAAGUACGUUCUAUUCUUGAAGGAUUGAGUGAUAGCACAAACAGUGCAUACUGGAAGACCGAGGAUGAAGUUGGAGUUGGGGUGGCUGGUCUAGCUGGGGAUACUGAUGCCCAUCCUUAUGUCUCUUUCACCAUCAAUCUUGUUUGAGUGCUCCCAGAAACAAGUCAUGUCUCCUUUCAAUGUUCGCGAAGGAUUCCUUUGGACAGUAAUAAAGCUAGAAAGGGAUCGAAUAUAUUGUUUGUACAUUAGCUUCUUGUUCCAUUCUUUUUUAUUUGUUAUAUAUUUUAUUUAUAAUUUGGACAUCCAAGGUUCCGCAUGGGUAUGGUAAUUUAAGUGCAGUUUUGUGGUACUAGGUUGAUAUGUAGUUGCUUAUAUGUUGAGUUGUUUCAUUAUCAUGCUAUUUGAGAGGUUUAGAAUCGUGGUAUUAUCCGGUCAGAAUAUCAACAAAACAUUAUAUGUUGCUUUUGUUAUUUCUUUAUUUUAAGUUAUUUAAUUACUUUGAUCUGAUC